Messenger RNA from Rasamsonia emersonii CBS 393.64, 498 nucleotides. RefSeq lists its product as uncharacterized. The record is from RefSeq and is a predicted model, not a curated record. Bases 1 to 498 code for a protein of 165 amino acids. Lineage: Eukaryota; Fungi; Ascomycota; Eurotiomycetes; Eurotiales; Trichocomaceae. The transcript has 4 exons.
AUGGACGGAGUAGGAUUCUAUACCAUUCUGCCACGUUUCAGAAUUCCAGAUCCUGUUCUUCACGAGAAAACCAUACACUCCUGCCGUUGUCCUCCUGUACAGAUUCCUCCGUACAGGGUAUAUAGUAAAAGGCCCAACCAGCCAGUUAGCAAGCGGCCACCUGUAGCCGUUACUGUACCUAAAGACCCAAAACCUGAAACAUGCCAGAAUUUAGGAAAAGAUGGAUCAGGUAGCAAGUUGGGAUUUAAGUUUCUGGCUACUGCAAGUCACUGGUCACAACGGGCAGGCCGCAGGCUGCAGGCUGCAGGCACAUGGGAAUUUACCUACUGUGGAUGGAGGAGUACUUCCGUGCCUGGUUCAAAGUUUGAAGUUAUAAGGCAUGCGAGGAUGAGAAGAUGCCUUAGCUGGAGCCUGGACCUGUUGCGGGAGCACGUUCCAACUUCCAACCUUCUUUCUCGCGUUUACGGAGUGCUUGCACUGUUAACUGCCGAAGAAUGA